AACAAGAAAAAAAUAAUAUAUCCUUGGAAGGCUUCCCAAGCAGAGGAAAUUUGCGAGUUAAUCAGGUCAUGACAAUGCAGGGAAUUGCUUCCUCAUCCUGGACCUCCACCUCUGCAAAUGGCAGGGCGACUCUGCCACUCUUAGCGGGCUCGGCCAUAUCUAACAAGCACAAAUUAAGCGGCCAGCAGCGUCGGUGGAAAUCUCCAAAUGCCCAGAUGAAUGUGGAGACAGUUUCUUCUCCCAAAGAGUGGACAGCAGUGGUUGAGCAGGGACGAGACAAAUUAGAGAUUUGCAGGGUUAUAAAUGGUAUGUGGCAAACCAGCGGCGGAUGGGGUAAAAUUGAGAGAAACGGUGCGGUGGAAGCCAUGCUUAAAUAUGCUGACAAUGGGUUUACCACUUUUGACAUGGCCGAUCACUACGGCCCAGCAGAGGACUUAUAUGGAAUUUUCAUCAAUAAAGUUAGGAGAGAACGCCCACCUGAAAUGUUGGAAAGUAUUAAAGGGCUCACAAAGUGGGUGCCACCUCCUGGUAAAAUGACUGGAGCUUAUGUUAGAGAUAACAUUGACAUUUCUCGCAAGCGAAUGGAUGUUAAAUCUCUGGACAUGCUUCAAUUUCAUUGGUGGGAUUAUACUAACUCAGAAUAUCUGGAUGCAUUGAAAUUCCUGACUGAUCUAAGGGAAGAAGGUAAAAUCAAGACUUUAGCUUUAACCAAUUUUGAUACAAGGAGAUUACAAAUAAUUUUGGAGAAUGGUAUUCCCAUUGUCAGUAAUCAAGUACAACAUUCUGUAGUGGAUAUGCGACCUCAAAAGAAGAUGGCAGAGCUUUGCCAACUCUCGGGUGUGAAAUUAAUAACCUACGGAACUGUAAUGGGAGGGUUGUUAUCAGAGAAAUUUUUGGAUGCUAACAUAUCAAUCCCUUUUGCCGGCCCUCCACUGAACACUCCUUCCCUUCAAAAAUAUAAGCGAAUGGUUGAUGCCUGGGGUGGAUGGAGUCUUUUUCAAGAGCUAUUGCAGACACUUAAAAGUGUUGCAUUGAAGCAUGCUGUCUCUAUUUCAGCUGUUGCUGUGCGGUACAUACUUGAUCAACCAUCAGUUGCAGGCUCCAUGAUAGGUGUCAGGCUUGGUUUAACUGAACACAUCAGUGCUUUAAAGACUAUAUUUUCUCUUGCUUUGGAUGAAGAAGACAGAGCCAAAAUCUUGACAGUAACUCAGAAGGGAAAGGACCUGCUUAAAGUCAUUGGAGAUUGUGGAGAUGAGUAUAGGCGAGUAUAAUAUAUAAGUUUGACUGGAGAAAACGUUGCAGGUUUUAGGUUUCUAUUGAAUGCUUUCUUUCUAAAAAAUGUACUAAUAAUAAACAUUCUAUAGUUGCAAUUACUUUUUUCUCCAAAAGAAUGAAAGCACUUAAUUCCUCUGUUC
Cryptomeria japonica (Japanese cedar) is the source of this 1415-nucleotide messenger RNA. RefSeq names its product flagellar radial spoke protein 5. The record is from RefSeq and is a predicted model, not a curated record. Lineage: Eukaryota; Viridiplantae; Streptophyta; Pinopsida; Cupressales; Cupressaceae. Bases 69 to 1271 code for a protein of 400 amino acids. The transcript is spliced from 9 exons.